Messenger RNA from Helianthus annuus (common sunflower), 972 nucleotides. RefSeq names its product ER lumen protein-retaining receptor. The record is from RefSeq and is a predicted model, not a curated record. Gene Ontology annotation, cellular component: membrane. The transcript is spliced from 6 exons. Gene Ontology annotation, biological process: regulation of DNA-templated transcription; protein retention in ER lumen. NCBI's taxonomy places the organism in Eukaryota, Viridiplantae, Streptophyta, Magnoliopsida, Asterales, Asteraceae. Gene Ontology annotation, molecular function: DNA-binding transcription factor activity; DNA binding; ER lumen protein retrieval receptor activity.
AUGAAUAAACCAGCAGUUAUCCCAAAAACGGCCGAUGUGAAUUCCAUUAUGGUGGCUGCACUCAGCCACGUCAUAAGCGGCGGCAACAACGAUGGUUCUGUGAUUGGAGAGCGCCUGGCGGAGGAAGAAGUAUGCGGCCGUUGUGGAAUGCAAACUCCGGAUUGUUUAGGGUGUGAGUUUUUCCAAGCAGUGAAGAGAAAACGGAAGAGUGAGUAUAGAGGGGUUAGUUUACGGCCCUCGGGGAAAUGGGCUGCGGAGAUAAUGGUUCCUGGGAAAGAGCGGAAGUGGCUUGGGACUUUCGAGACGGAGGAAGAGGCCGCUAGAGCUUACGACAUCGCCAACCUACGGUAUCGAGGAAAGUUGGCGAACACAAAUUUUCCUGCGGAGGAGUAUCUGGAGGUUCAACCACAAGAAAGCUACCCUUCAUUACAGACUCAAGAACUCACACCUAUAUUUUUAGCUGUAAGAUUAGUCUGUAUCUUUAUCAUGGAACACGACAUUCACACCAUUGUUGAUUUCGCUACUUUGGUGUCUACUCUUUGGGUCAUUUACAUGAUCCGAUACAAGCUAAAGGCGACCUACAAUGAAGAUCUAAGUAGUUUUGACACAUACUAUGUCCUGGUCCCGUGUCCGCUUCUUGAUCUGGUCACAUACCCACAUACUUAUCAUUCUCAUUUGAGCAAAGUCAUGUGGGCGGUCUGUGUCUACUUGGAAGCAAUUGCAGUGCUUCUUCAGUUAACUAUGAUGCAGAAAACAAAGAUGAUUGAACCAUCUACCGCGCAUUAUGUGUUUGCACUCGGAUUUGCAAGAUUUUUGGGAUCUGCUGCCUGGAUCAUUCAGGUGUAUGCGUUUGCUGGGGCGUAUCUGUUUUUAUUGGGAAGUGGUUACUUUUGGCUACCAGCAGUCUUGAUAGGAUAGGGGGUUCAAACUUUCAUCUUAGCCGACUUCUAUUACUACUAUGUUAGAAGGUGA